Molecule: messenger RNA, 2682 nt
Organism: Theileria annulata
Lineage: Eukaryota; Apicomplexa; Aconoidasida; Piroplasmida; Theileriidae
Product: Theileria parva microneme-rhoptry antigen, putative
Exons: 1
Coding region: 1-2682 (893 amino acids)
Source: RefSeq, a predicted model, not a curated record
AUGAAGUUUCUUGUUUUGCUAUUUAACAUUUUAUGUUUGUUCCCAAUUUUGGGAGCAGACGAGCUGGUUAUGAGUCCCAUACCUACAACCGAUGUACAGCCGAAGGUUACUUUUGACAUUAAUUCAGAAGUUUCAUCAGGUCCUUUAUAUUUAAACCCUGUAGAAAUGGCAGGAGUGAAAUAUCUUCAAUUACAACGCCAACCCGGAGUACAAGUUCACAAGGUUGUAGAAGGCGACAUUGUAAUAUGGGAAAAUGAGGAAAUGCCUUUAUAUACAUGCGCAAUUGUUACUCAAAACGAAGUUCCAUACAUGGCAUAUGUUGAGUUAUUGGAGGACCCAGAUCUGAUAUUUUUUCUCAAAGAAGGUGAUCAAUGGGCACCGAUACCAGAAGAUCAGUAUUUGGCAAGAUUACAACAACUCAGACAACAAAUUCAUACCGAAUCGUUCUUUUCUCUGAACCUAAGCUUCCAACAUGAAAAUUACAAAUAUGAGAUGGUUUCAUCAUUUCAGCAUUCCAUCAAAAUGGUGGUAUUUACGCCAAAGAACGGCCACAUCUGUAAAAUGGUAUAUGAUAAAAACAUUAGAAUAUUUAAAGCACUGUACAAUGAAUAUGUCACUUCAGUAAUAGGCUUCUUUAGAGGAUUGAAAUUGUUACUUUUGAACAUUUUUGUCAUUGACGAUCGUGGAAUGAUAGGUAACAAAUACUUUCAAUUACUUGAUGAUAAAUACGCCCCGAUCAGUGUCCAAGGAUAUGUGGCCACUAUACCUAAAUUGAAAGAUUUUGCGGAACCCUAUCAUCCCAUAAUAUUGGAUAUUUCUGAUAUUGAUUACGUUAAUUUCUAUUUGGGAGAUGCAACUUAUCAUGACCCUGGCUUCAAAAUCGUUCCAAAAACACCACAAUGUAUAACUAAGGUUGUUGACGGCAAUGAAGUGAUCUAUGAAAGCUCGAAUCCCUCGGUCGAAUGUGUUUACAAAGUGACUUACUAUGAUAAAAAAAACGAGUCAAUGCUUCGCCUAGAUCUGAACCACUCUCCUCCAUCCUAUACAUCAUAUUAUGCCAAAAGGGAAGGAGUCUGGGUUACUUCAACUUACAUAGAUCUCGAAGAAAAGAUUGAAGAAUUACAGGAUCAUAGGUCUACAGAACUGGAUGUAAUGUUUAUGAGUGACAAAGACCUUAACGUGGUUCCAUUGACGAAUGGUAAUCUUGAGUACUUCAUGGUAACACCCAAACCACAUCGCGAUAUUAUUAUUGUAUUCGAUGGUUCGGAAGUAUUAUGGUAUUAUGAAGGACUUGAAAACCACCUCGUUUGUACAUGGAUUUAUGUUACUGAGGGCGCUCCAAGACUUGUUCACUUAAGGGUCAAGGACCGUAUUCCACAAAAUACAGAUAUAUACAUGGUCAAGUUUGGUGAGUAUUGGGUUAGGAUUUCCAAGACUCAAUACACUCAAGAGAUAAAGAAGUUGAUCAAAAAGUCAAAGAAGAAACUCCCUUCAAUUGAAGAAGAAGACUCAGAUAAACAUGGUGGUCCUCCAAAGGGUCCAGAACCACCUACAGGACCAGGGCAUUCUUCUUCAGAAUCUAAAGAACAUGAAGAUUCAAAGGAAUCGAAAGAACCUAAAGAACAUGGAUCACCCAAGGAAACUAAAGAAGGUGAAGUUACUAAAAAACCUGGGCCUGCAAAGGAACACAAGCCAAGCAAGAUACCAGUAUACACCAAGAGACCAGAGUUUCCUAAGAAAUCAAAGUCCCCUAAAAGGCCUGAGUCUCCAAAGUCACCAAAGAGGCCUGUGUCACCCCAAAGACCGGUGUCACCUAAGUCUCCUAAAAGACCUGAAUCACUCGACAUACCAAAAUCACCUAAGAGACCAGAAUCUCCAAAGUCACCAAAGAGGCCUGUGUCACCCCAAAGACCGGUGUCUCCAAGGAGACCAGAAUCUCCUAAGUCACCAAAAUCACCUAAAUCUCCAAAAUCUCCUAAAGUCCCCUUUGAUCCCAAAUUCAAAGAGAAAUUAUAUGACUCAUACCUCGAUAAGGCAGCUAAAACUAAGGAAACUGUUACACUACCACCCGUACUACCAACCGACGAAUCAUUUACUCAUACACCAAUUGGUGAACCUACCGCUGAGCAGCCCGAUGAUAUAGAACCUAUUGAAGAAUCUGUAUUUAUUAAAGAAACCGGAAUUCUGACUGAAGAAGUCAAGACAGAAGAUAUUCAUUCAGAAACUGGAGAACCAGAGGAACCAAAGAGACCAGAUUCUCCAACUAAACAUUCACCAAAACCAACAGGAACGCACCCAUCAAUGCCAAAGAAACGUCGUCGCUCUGACGGACUUGCAUUAUCUACCACAGACUUAGAAAGUGAAGCAGGUAGAAUACUUAGGGAUCCCACUGGAAAGAUUGUUACAAUGAAAAGAUCGAAGAGUUUUGACGAUCUUACAACUGUUCGAGAAAAGGAACAUAUGGGAGCAGAAAUUAGGAAAAUUGUUGUAGACGAUGAUGGCACUGAAGCAGAUGACGAAGAUACACACCCAUCAAAGGAAAAACAUCUAUCGACAGUAAGACGCAGACGCCCAAGACCAAAGAAGUCAUCAAAGUCAUCAAAACCAAGGAAACCAGAUUCAGCCUUUGUCCCGUCAAUUAUCUUUAUUUUCCUCGUGUCACUAAUAGUUGGCAUCUUAUAA